Molecule: messenger RNA, 2896 nt
Organism: Fopius arisanus
Lineage: Eukaryota; Metazoa; Arthropoda; Insecta; Hymenoptera; Braconidae
Gene: dpa
Product: disc proliferation abnormal
Exons: 4
Coding region: 120-2792 (890 amino acids)
Biological process (GO): DNA strand elongation involved in DNA replication; double-strand break repair via break-induced replication; DNA replication
Cellular component (GO): nucleus; MCM complex
Molecular function (GO): ATP hydrolysis activity; ATP binding; single-stranded DNA binding
Source: RefSeq, a predicted model, not a curated record
GCGGGAAAAUGCCGAAAAGAUUGGGAUCCUCAGGAUAAAUCGCGCGGUGAAAUUCCAGUGGGCGUCUUCUACCACUCGAUAUUUUUAUUGUAUCUCCAAAAAACUGAGAGAAUAUCAAAAUGUCGAGUCCUAUGAAACCACCAGCAACACCAGGAGUUCCAGAUGAUGAUCACGUGUCAAAUAAUGGAACUCCAAGAAGACAACCAAGAACUCCGUCAUCGAAAACACCUCAAGGCUCAGCUGCCAGAGAAACACCCAGCAAGCAAGGUCUACAAAAAGCCUCAGCAUCCUCGCUGAUAACAACACCUCAAAGACGUCAUGGAAGUCAACGAGUCACUCAAGAAACAGUUGCAGCUUCUUCAGAGGGUCCUGGCUCGGUCCCUGCAAGCUCGCCAAAUCGAAUUCUCCAGACAAGUCCCAUAGUUGGCAUGAGCGAUGUGGAUUUAUCAUCACCACUCAAUUAUGGAACACCAAGUUCCCUGGGAUCCAUCAGAACACCGAGGAGUGGAAUUCGAGGGACUCCAGUUAGACAAAGGCCUGAUAUCAGAACUGAUAAGAGAAUUCGUCAAGUGAAUGUAACGGAACCGAUUUCAGAAGAAGUGAAUGGAGCAAAAACAUCUGAAAGUGAAUCUGCAGGACCUCAACUCGUUAUCUGGGGUACAAAUGUCGUAGUGAAUCGUUGCAAGGAGCAGUUCAAGCGUUUCAUCGAGCGAUUUAUCGAUCGUGAUCCUGAGAACGAUGAAUUAACUGAUGAUUUGAACAGUGAAGAGCCUCUGUACCUCCAAAAGCUCGAGGAAAUUCACACGCUGGAGGAGCCAUACCUGAACAUCAACUGCGCUCACCUGGAGAGCUUCGACGAACAGUUCUACCAGCAGUUAAUUUGCUAUCCCCAAGAGGUAAUUCCCACAAUGGAUAUGGCAGCGAAUGAAAUGUUCUUUGAGAAAUUUCCAGCUGCUGUAUUGGAGCAUCAGAUUCAAGUGAGGCCAUUCAACGUAGCAAAAACGAAGAACAUGAGAAUGUUGAAUCCCGAGGACAUCGAUCAACUGAUAACCAUAUCAGGAAUGGUGAUAAGAACAUCCAACGUUAUGCCAGAAAUGCGAGAGGCUUUUUUCAGGUGCAUUGUCUGCGCUUUCUCGACGAUGGUGGAAGUUGACAGAGGGAGAAUUUCCGAGCCGACAGUCUGCACUCACUGCAACAAUAAUUACUGCUUCAGUCUCAUUCAUAAUCGCAGCCACUUUUCGGACAAACAAAUGAUUAAGCUGCAAGAAUCACCAGAUGAUAUGGCUGCUGGUCAGACCCCUCAUACUGUCCUCUGCUUUGCCCAUAACGAUCUCGUGGAUGCUGUGUCACCUGGUGAUCGUGUCGCCGUUACUGGAAUUUACCGAGCCAUGCCAAUUCAACUCAAUCCCAGAAUGUCGAAUGUUCGUGCUGUUUACAAGACGCACAUCGAUGUCGUUCACUUCAGAAAGCAGGAUUCGCAGAGAUUGCACGAGCAGCAGGAAGGGAAAGAUCAUAUUUUCCCUGAAGAGAGAUUGAAACUCCUGAAGGAGCUGUCGUUGAAAGAAGACGUGUACGAGCGUUUGGCUCGUUGCAUUGCGCCAAGUAUCUACGAGAAUGAGGACAUAAAGAAAGGAAUUCUUCUUCAGUUGUUCGGUGGAACUAAAAAAACUCACGUGACAUCGGGAAGAACUCAUUUUCGUUCGGAAUUAAAUAUUCUUCUGUGUGGAGAUCCUGGUACCAGUAAAUCCCAAUUACUCCAGUUUGUUUUCAAUUUAGUUCCACGUUCUCAGUACAGCAGUGGAAAAGGAUCCAGUGCAGUUGGUCUGACAGCUUACGUAACAAAAGAUCCAGAGACACGUCAGCUAGUUCUCCAGACUGGAGCACUGGUUCUGGCUGACAACGGAAUCUGCUGCAUCGAUGAAUUCGACAAGAUGAAUGACAGCACACGUUCAGUUCUGCACGAAGUAAUGGAGCAGCAGACACUGAGUAUCGCAAAAGCCGGGAUAAUCUGUCAAUUGAAUGCUCGAACAAGUAUUUUGGCAGCUGCCAAUCCCGAUGAAUCCCAGUGGAAUAAAAAUAAAACAGUUGUCGAGAAUGUCAAGCUGCCACACACAUUGAUGUCUCGAUUUGAUUUGAUAUUCCUGAUGCUGGAUCCCCAGAGUGAACAAUUCGAUCGGAAAUUGGCGAAGCAUCUGGUGUCUCUGUACUUGACUGAUGAAGAAGAACCUGAGGAUGAUAUUUUUGAUUUAGGCAUUUUACGGGAUUAUAUUGCAUUUGCGAAGGAACAUAUUCAUCCGACGUUGAGCGAAGAGUCUCAGCAGAGACUGGUUCAGGCGUACGUGGACAUGAGAAGAGUUGGAAGUGGACGAGGACAAAUCACCGCGUACCCCAGACAAUUGGAAUCACUCAUCCGAUUGUCAGAGGCUCAUGCUAAAGUUCGUUUCAGUCAAGUCGUAGAGGUUGUCGAUGUGGAGGAAGCAUGGAGAUUGCACCGUGAGGCCUUGAAGCAAUCAGCCAUCGAUCCGUUGAGUGGAAAAAUUGAUGUGAGUAUUCUCACCACUGGAAUAUCAGCAGCUUCAAGGAAACGCCAGAAUGACGUGACCACUGCCUUGAGAAAAUUAAUUGAAGCCAAAGGAAAAGUUGCUUCCCUCAACUAUCAAAAGAUCUUGAACGAACUGAAGGAGAGCAUGCAGAUAUUGGUAACGCGAGACAUGUUCGAGGAUUCCCUGAAAGGACUACAGGAUACUGGUGUCAUUAUGCUCGUUGGAAGGAAUACUAUUCGUGUUUGCUGAGCAGAUAUAAUCCAAGAUCACAGAUCAAUCGUAUGUAAAACCUAAAAACACAAAAAAUUAUUUUAAAUCACGUAAAAUUCCUUCAAAUGUUGCAUUUUUUACUA